Molecule: messenger RNA, 7102 nt
Organism: Osmerus eperlanus (European smelt)
Lineage: Eukaryota; Metazoa; Chordata; Actinopteri; Osmeriformes; Osmeridae
Gene: ptprga
Product: protein tyrosine phosphatase receptor type Ga
Exons: 30
Coding region: 427-4731 (1434 amino acids)
Biological process (GO): protein dephosphorylation
Molecular function (GO): protein tyrosine phosphatase activity; protein binding
Source: RefSeq, a predicted model, not a curated record
UCUGCCAGACUUCAGCCUCGCACGCUACUUCCUGGAUGGAAGAAUGGAAAGCUUCCAGUGCUGCUCCAACAAUUCCUUCAAUUUCGCGAAAAUCGCUGCCGCUGCAGCUCUGCGCUGCAUGGACUAGUGCUACUAGAGACCUCUGCUAAUGUCCCUAUUCUAAUUACAAAUGAAAUCAAACAAGUUUGAACGUUAUUUCUCCUAAAUGUCAUGUUUUUCUUUGGGAGUAUUAAGAAGCUGUUUGGAAGAAGGUUUUAAGAAGUAGCCUAAAGACUGUUUCCUGGACGUUCUAUCUCAGAAAAUUCCAUUGAACAGGCGCAGCCGAUUUUAGCAGCAUCUCGCGCUGCUUUUACGCAGCAGGCGUUGGUAUUUGAACAGAAGGAUAACUCAACAGUUGCCCUUUUUACUCUCGAUGUUCAUAUUGUCAUGCGGAGGCUACUGCAAUCGUGUUGGUGGAUCUUGUCUUUAAUUUUGCCUGCAAUCGUGCUCCUAUGGGCAGACUGCCACCCCGCAGUGCCAGGCGGCCAGAGCGGGUCCUCGACACCGAGCCAGCAUGGCCCUGCGCCCGGCACCAGACUCAGGAGAGCACCCGAGGAGUCCUACUGGGCCUACUCAGGUACUUAUGGGCCCGAGGAGGGCUGGGCAUCCGCCUACCCAGAAUGCCGAGAGAGAAACCAGUCACCCAUUAACAUAGCUGACCAGGACACCAAGGUGUCUACAGAGUACCAGGAAUUGACUCUGGAUGGCUUUGAAAAUGAGUCCUCCAACAAGACCUCUAUGAAGAACACUGGCAAGACAGUGGCCAUCAUGCUGAAGGAUGACUACUUUGUGAGGGGAGCAGGCCUGCCUGGGAGGUUUAAGGCAGAGAAGGUGGAGUUCCACUGGGGCCAGAACAACGGCUCCGAGGGCUCUGAACACAGCAUCAGCGGCAGGAGGUUCCCAGUGGAGAUGCAGAUAUACAUGUACAACUCGGAUGACUUUGACAGCCUGAGCGCAGCCAUCAGGGAGAAAAGGAUCGUCGCCGCGAUGGCCGUCUUCUUUCAGGUGGGCCUGAAGGACAACCCGGCGGUGGACCCGAUCAUUCACGGACUGAGGGGAGUGGUGCAUCAUGAGAAAGAAACCUUCCUGGAGCCGUUCAUCCUGAGGGACCUGCUGCCUUCCUCCCUGACCAGCUACUACCGCUACACAGGCUCUCUCACCACCCCGCCCUGCAGCAGGGUGGUGGAGUGGAUCAUCUUCUCCAGGCCUGUCUUUGUGUCUUACAAACAGCUGGAGGCUUUCUAUUCCAUCUUCACCACGGAGCAGCAGGAUCAUGUCAAGUCAGUGGAGUACCUGCGGAGCAACUUCCGCCCCCUCCAGAGUCUGGACAGCAGACACGUGUACAAGUCCGCUGUGAAGGACGCCUGGCAGCCCGACCUGACUGACAGCCUGGGCAACCCGUACGGAACAGAGGCCUCCAAAGUGUGCAGCAGUGCUCCCAUCAACAUGAAGGUUCAGCAUCUCAACAGGACCGCCCUCGUGGUCCGCUGGACCCGCCCAGAGGUCACCUACCACCCGCCAAUCAUCUCCUUCGUCAUUUCCUACAGCUGGACCAAGCACGACGAGUCCUUCGAGGAGACUCACGUCACCGACAGCCAGCACAAACUAGAGGCUGUCAUCACCCCUGUGUCUACCGACACUCUCUACCUGUUCCGUGUCCAGGCUGUCUGUAUGAACGACAUGCGCAGUGACUUCAGCCAGAGCAUGCUCUUCAGAGCAAACACCACAAGGAUAUUUGAAGGAACAAGGAUAGUUAAACCAAGAAUUCCCACCGUGUCUCCUGCCUCGUCUGCAGACAUGGCUCCCAUCAGCUCCGGCUCUUCCACCUGGACCUCCUCCGGCCUCCCCUUCUCCUUUGUCUCCAUGGCGACCGGCAUCGGCCCCUCUUCCAGUGGUAGCCAGGCGACCGUGGCGUCCGUGGUGACCAGUACCCUCCUGGCCGGGCUGGGCUUCAGCGGAGGGGUCAUCUCCUCCUUCCCCAGCUCUGUGUGGCCCACGCGGGCUCCUGCCUCCUCUCCCGGUCCCUCUGCGGGCCCCGCGCGCCAGGCACCCGUCAGCGAGCCCCCGGCCUCCCAGAACACCGAGGCAGCCAAGGACGCCAGCCCCGCCAGAGACGGCGCGGAGGGGGCGGAGGAUGCGGAGAAGGGCGGGAAGGGCGAGGAGGAGGAGGGCGAGAAGGAAGCGGAGGAGGAGAAAGAGGAGGAGGAGGAGGAAAGAGAAGCCAAAGAGAAGAAAGCGGCGGCGGACCAAGUGGAACAGCAGCCGGACGGCCCGGCGGUGAAGCAGCCGCCCACGUCCGCCCCGGCCUCCACGGCCAAGGUGAAAGAACGGACUGAGACCCCCGGCACCUCCACCACGCCCUCUAGCGUUGUGGAGGACCAGCUCGUCACCCACAACCAGGGAAGCGUGGAAACAGUCACUGUGGCCCCCCCUACCCAAGAGCCAGGGAACGACACAGCAGAGAUCCCAGUCCCAGACAGCCCUUCCCCGACCCUCCGACCUGGAACUAGUGGAGACAAGAGUCAGUGGCCAUUCACUAUACUCACAGAGAGGACCAUCGUGUACAACAUGACCCGGCAGGGUGCCGCUGGGAUGGGCCGUGUGGAGUGGCUCGUGCCCCUAGUGGUGGUGUCUGCCCUCACCCUGCUCUGCCUCGUCCUGCUGCUGGCUGUGCUGGUCUACUGGAGGAUGACCAGCAUCUGCUCUCUGCUCUGCAUCAAAUACAGGAGGUGUUUCCAGACAGCUCAUUUCUACGUGGAGGACAGUAAUUCGCCCAGAGUGGUGCCGAAUGAGAGCAUUCCAGUCAUCCCUAUUCCAGAUGACAUGGACGCCAUCCCAGUCAAACAGUUCAUCAAGCACAUCUCAGAACUGUAUUCUAACAACCAACACGGCUUCUCUGAGGACUUUGAGGAAGUGCAGCGAUGCACGGCGGACAUGAAGAUCACGUCGGAGCAUUCCAAUCACCCCGACAACAAGCACAAGAACAGAUACAUCAACAUCAUGGCCUAUGACCACAGUCGUGUUAAGCUGCGGCCUCUCGCUGGGAAGGACUCCAAGCACAGUGACUACAUCAACGCCAAUUACGUGGAUGGCUACAACAAGCCCAAGGCCUACAUCGCGGCCCAGGGACCACUCAAGUCCACGUUUGAGGACUUCUGGAGGAUGGUGUGGGAGCAGAACUCUGGCGUCAUCGUCAUGAUCACCAACCUGGUGGAGAAAGGCAGGAGGAAAUGUGACCAGUACUGGCCCACAGAAAACAGCGAGGAGUAUGGAAACAUUGUGGUGACGCUCAAGACCACCAAAGUGCAUGCCUGCUACACGCAACGACGAUUCACCGUGCGCAACACAAAAGUAAAAAAGGGGCAGAAGGGGCACCCUAAGGGCCGUCAGAGUGAGCGCACCGUGGUCCAGUACCACUACACCCAGUGGCCUGACAUGGGGGUCCCAGAGUACACCCUGCCCGUCCUCACCUUCGUGCGCAGGUCGUCCGCCGCCCAGACCCCCGACAUGGGGCCCAUGCUGGUCCACUGCAGUGCUGGCGUUGGUCGUACAGGGACGUACAUCGUCAUAGACAGCAUGCUGCAGCAGAUACAGGACAAGAGCACAGUUAACGUCUUGGGGUUCCUCAAACACAUCCGGACGCAGCGGAACUACCUGGUCCAGACUGAGGAGCAGUACAUCUUCAUCCACGAUGCGUUGAUGGAGGCCACCAUGGGCAGGGAGACGGAGGUGGUGUGCGGCCAGCUCCACAGCUACGUCAACAGCAUCCUCACGCCAGGCCUCGGAGGCCGGACACGUCUAGAGAAGCAGUUCAAGUUGGUGACCCAGUGCAACGCCAGGUUUGUGGAGUGCUUCAGCGCCCAGAAGGACUGCAACAAGGAGAAGAACCGCAACUCAUCAGUGGUGCCCUCGGAGAGAGCGAGGGUUGGGCUGACACCUUUGCCUGGCAUGAAAGGCACCGAUUACAUCAAUGCUUCUUACAUAAUGGGCUACUACAGGAGCAACGAGUUCAUCAUUACCCAGCAUCCUUUGCCUCACACGACCAAGGACUUCUGGAGGAUGAUCUGGGACCACAACGCCCAGAUCAUUAUCAUGCUGCCUGACAACCAGGGACUGGCGGAGGAUGAGUUUGUGUACUGGCCUAGUCGAGAGGAGGCCAUGAACUGUGAGGCCUUCACCGUAACCCUCAUCAGUAAAGACAGACUGUGUCUCUCCAACGAGGAGCAGAUCAUCAUCCACGACUUCAUCCUGGAGGCCACACAGGAUGACUACGUGUUGGAGGUUCGUCAUUUCCAGUGUCCCAAGUGGCCCAACCCUGAUGCUCCCAUGAGCAGCACCUUUGAGCUCAUCAACGUCAUCAAAGAGGAAGCCCUCACCAGAGAUGGACCUACCAUAGUGCACGACGAGUACGGGGCCGUGUCGGCGGGGACUCUGUGCGCCCUCACCACCCUGUCUCAGCAGCUGGAGAGCGAGGGGGCGGUGGACGUCUAUCAGGUGGCCAAGAUGAUCAACCUCAUGAGGCCUGGUGUCUUCACUGACCUGGAUCAGUACCAGUACCUUUAUAAAGCUAUGCUCAGUCUCGUCAGCUCCAAGGAGAAUGGUGCUUGCCUCAUGUCCAUGGACAGAAACGGCACCAUGGCCGCCAUGUCAGAUGAGUCAGACCCAGGCGAGAGCAUGGAGUCUCUGGUGUGAAGGAGCUUCCUGGCGGGCCUGAAGAGCCCAGGAAGGCAAGCUGAGAGUGAGGCACUUACCUUUGUAAAACGUCAAGGACUAUAUAAAACAAGACUUUUUGAGGCCUUUUUUGCCAGACUCUUGGUUAAAUGAAUAACCUGAUUACUUUUUUACACUGAUAAAAAGUUUUUGAUAUUUAUUUUUUCGCCAUUUUAUGUCUUAAUGUUAUCCUACUGAACGUUUGCACCUGGAUUUUUGAUUUGAGUUCACAACAAUGAAAAACACUUCUGUCUUUCCUUGUUUGCACUAUAUACUGUCAGUGUUACUGCCUAUACUAAGCUGAUCAACAUCCUUCUCCUACACUCAAACUCUGAUUUGAACAUUCCAUAACAUAGCGAAGUCCUCGUAUCCAACUGCUUUUCUGAAAACAAACAUGGUUCUGUUUGCCCCCUACAGGCCACCUUUACUGCAUAAACAUUACUACCACUAAUUUGCUGAAAACUCAUUCGUAGGGGGAUUUAAUUUCUUCCUUCUCUUUCUUUAAUAUCACACCAUUUAUCAUUACAAGUCUUAUUAGUAAUUUCAACUCAUAUAUGAAUAUUGAAGGUGGUAUCAUUACUGCUACUGUGAACUUUUCAUUUCUUUGUAUGAUUUAUAUUAUGCUUUUUAAUAUAUGAAAAUAUAUGUAUACAUAUAUGAAUAUAUCCUUAUCAUUAUAACUUUGUGAUUUUGUAGAUGUCCUUUGUCAUGACCUGCCUGAGGCCAGUUGAUUUCCACACAAAACUUUAUUCAACAGGUGACCCUGUCAGGUGACCCUGUCAGGUGACCCACAGACUGUCAUGCCCGUAUCUGUUGUUGCUUUGUACCUCUCUUUUGUUCUCUGCUGCUAAUCAUUGAAAACCACACAAAGACAUGAAUACACAACUAAGAAGGGGGUGCCCAUCUGUUGACAUCUGACACAGUCUUUAAGUUCACUUGGACAUUCUAGAAUCGGUGUGCUCACGUGUCACAAGGCCUUGUGUAUAUAUUUUAUAUUCCUCACUGUUGCUGAAAUGUGUGUGCGUGCGUGUGUGGCUGUGUGUACUGUAUGUGAUAUGAUUGUAUGACUUUUGUAAGGUUUUGCUCUAAAGGAAGUUAGAUUGGAAUGUUGUGGCCUAAGCAAGGACAGACUUACUGUGGUUUUGGGGUCCUAGAGCGCUGUACAUUUACUGUCAUUUGCCAGACUUUAGUUGUUCCUUCUCCACACUAUUACAAUUUCAGGACAUUAUCAUUAAAAAAAAAAAAUUAAGUACCGAUACAUCCUGAAUCAAACCGAAUGAAAGGGAGACCACCUGGGAUUUGCAUUUGAAAGAAAAUGUGAAUUCUUUAUACAGCACAAUGCCAUGGCUAUUAGAACAUAUUAUUAAAGUUCAGUUAUGACAACUAAGCAGUGGGGAUAUGAUUUGUAAUGUUUACCAAAGACUUGAACUAACUUCUGUAAAGAUAAAUAGGAGAGAGUUGGUGCCAGAUGUUUUUUUUUUCUUUCUUUCUGGGGGCAACUUUUACUAACUUUGCAUCACCACUGCUCUUGUCAGCUGGCAUGUCAAUUUGGAAGUGUUUCUGCGAUUGUAUGGUAUCCAGUUUUCUGUUGAUGUGAAAGACACAAAGAAGCAUUUUAAAUGUCAAGGUUUCCGGAUGUAGGGAGAUUGCGCCAACAUCAUACAAAUUUAUUCCAGCCAUGUCCUUUCGAGGGGCACAUACUAUGUUAAAACUCUCCAACAUUUGGGGUAAAAAAAAUUGUUUUCUUCAGCUGCUUCGUAUUGAUGUAUUGAACUCAGCCUUCGUAUUCCUGAGCGAUCCCAUUUACUAACCUCACUCAACAUUUUGAUUUAUAUACACACAAAUACAGUUGUACAUAUGAUUUGCUCCCUUGAUCAGCCAUUACCUGGAAACUUUGUAUCUAUGGUAUAUAAUCAUAGAAUUUUAUAUUUUCAUAUGAAGCAACUUUUUUUCCUCUUAAUUUCAUUUACGUAAUUGCAUUGCUUUAGUGGUGAAACCAAGUCUGUGUGCAUUGAGAUUGUGGCUCUCAUCACAUUUCCAUACAAAUCCACCCCUUCAAUUAUCUUUCAGGCAGUGAUUGUGAUAUUAUUGUUAUUUUCUUACUUUCCUUUUUUUUCCUUUUUGAGAUAUGAUUCUGUUGUCAAGUGUGCAAUAGAAUAGCUCUCAGUAAGUCACUGAAUAAUUUCAUCCAUUUACCCAUUUUGGACAGGUGGCUGUUGCUUCCUUUUUGUAACCUGAAAUAAGAAAAAGGAAAACGUUUUGUUUUGUCAAAAGCUAUAUCAAAGCAUUCUAUAGUGUUAUUUAAUAUGUACAUUGUAUUGCUAUACAUAAAUAAAAUAUGAGUUUUGAUGUA